Molecule: messenger RNA, 1149 nt
Organism: Neltuma alba
Lineage: Eukaryota; Viridiplantae; Streptophyta; Magnoliopsida; Fabales; Fabaceae
Exons: 6
Coding region: 119-916 (265 amino acids)
Source: RefSeq, a predicted model, not a curated record
AUUUCUCUAACAUAUACACGCAAACGCUGAGGUCUUGUCGGAGAACCCAAUUAGGGCUUCCCAUUUCUAAUCGAACGCUUCGCCCAAUUCACGUUCCAGAUUCGUAGUCCCGGCAACUAUGGUGAGCCCGAACGCCGUAGAGGUGGCCAAGACAGUACUGGAGGUCGCCGAUGUGGCUUGGACUGCCGUGGAAUGCAGUCAUCAUCUCCGCCACCACGGCAAUUCUCACAGCUCAUCAGAUGAAAGCGAUGCAAAUUUGGAGUCACUUCGAUCCGAAAAUCGGCGACUUAGGAGUUUGCUAGAGAAGAAUUUGGUGCUACUUUAUAAGCUUUCUCAAUCGCCUUCAUUCUUGAACGAUUGUCCUCCAGAUCUGCAAGCUCGUUUAGUGGAUACUGUGAGGUCUGAUGAUUACCUGACGCGGCUCAAGUGCCUCCAACAAAAUUGUACUGAGGGAGGCAAUGAAUUCCCUUUCAAGGAGGCCACAGAUAUUGAUUAUCAAUCUGCGGAUAUUCUGAUCAACGUUGAUUCCGAACAACCGAGCUGGUGGGUGUGGGUCAAGGAUGAGGUGGAACCAAGCAAUGUUGAGGAAUGGAGUGGAAUUGAUAAUGAAAAUUACGUAGUCAUUGGUGAGGAACAUGUGGUAGAUGGAGUUGCCAACUUUAUGGCUAAGUGCAUUCUGUCAAACCCAAAAGCUCGAAAUUUGUCACCAGAGGAACUACGGAAAACUCUGUUGAAGGCAUUGGGUGGUGUAAGCAAACUGGAGAGGGUAUUAGAUAUUUGGCAUGCAGGGAAGUUGUUUUAUGCGCUAUCUACCUGGGGACUUGCUUUGGCUGGACUGUACAAAAGCCGUGGGGUUUUGAGACUUGCUGCAAAGGGUGUUCACACUGGCAGCAAACUAGCUCUCAGGGCUCUUUGAAGAUGGAGGUAGUUCCAUGGCCAUGGCAAAUGUAAAAUGUAUAUAUGGAACUCGGUGCCUUGCUAGAACAUGAACUUCCUAUAAGCACUAAUUCAUGUAAAUAACUGUAAAUAACAUUGAUCUUGUCAAUUGGCUCCUGAAACUGCUCAAUUGGUUCAUUGUAUUGAACAUCUGGUUUCUGCAUUAUAAUGCCGAGUAUGGUUUUGUGGACAUGAAAAUUUUGCUGCCUGCCA